AACGAUAUUAGCUGACAUAAUCGUGCUACGCUAGUAGCCUUCAAGCGAGACAUUCUCCUCUUAAUCAAGAAAAUACAAUAUCCACAGGACAACUUUGUUUGGACGUCGUAAAGGAUAAUUAGAUGAGACUGAAGAGAGAUAGGUAGCUAUCUAUCUACCUUUUCCACGUGGGUAAAAAAAACGGUGGACAGACGCUUGCUAGCUACCUUAGCUAGCUGGUUUUUCUACAAGCAGGACAUCAUGAGUGGAGAGAAGGAAACGUUGUUGGAUGAAAUCGAACAGAGUUUAUUUACUCUAACUAAGGACAAUAUACGAUACCUGUGUGAACGCUGUGGAAUAGAUGGCUCCCAAGUUAAAGGAAAGCACCAUCGCUCGUUACGACGUAAAAUCAUGGAGGAAAUGUGGGAAAAUGCUGAUUCGGUGAAAUCGGAAGAGCAGGGAAUGUCUUGGUUACUCCAACUGAAAGAGGACAUCAGAAAGAUACAGGAAGAAUCUAGUGUGGCACCCAUGAGUCCCAGCCAGUCUGAUGGUGAUGACGAUGCUACAACCUGCAAUGAAGAAUGGGACGUGGAGGACAAUGAUUGGUUUCCUAGCAACAGGCUGGAGGCGGAGUCAUCUCCAGAGAGGCACAACCCAGAGCAGGAAGAGAGUGAUGAUGUCCAGGACAAGCCUACUUCGCCCCCCUCCUCCCUCCAGGGUCGUGCCUCUCCCGGUAGCGCCUUACUGCCGGGCCUGAAGAGGACGUCUGUGUGGCUGGACGACUGCAGGAAAACACCAGGGCUGAGUGGAACUGUGAGAGGAGGAGAUGAGGAGGGAGAUUUGACUGAUCAAAGAGAGAGACGUGACUAUCCUGGAUCCUCUGGGGAGUCUCAAGAACAUCCUGAUGCUGACGAGGCAGAGAAAAGUCUCUCCAGAUCAGAACACCUCAAGAAACAUCACCGCUGCUCUGACUGUGGGAAGAGUUGCAAAUCUUCAUCAGAACUAAAUAAACACAAGAAAAUCCACACAGGAGAGAAACAUUAUAGCUGCUCCCAGUGUAGGAAGAGUUUUGCUCAGUUACAAGAACUGAAAGUACACCAGAGAACACACACAGGAGAGAAACCUUACUCCUGCUCAGACUGUGGGAUGAGCGUUCGUACGUCAAGUCAGCUGUUAUCACACAAGCGAACCCACACAGAAAAUAAGCCUUACAGUUGCUUACUGUGUGAGAUAAGAUUUUCGACAAAACAUACUCUGAAACUACACCAGGGAGUCCACACUGGAGAAACAAAUUAUGGCUGCGAUCAGUGUGAGGAGAGUUUCACCUCGUCGGCAGACCUCAGAACUCACCAGAGAAUCCACACCGGAGGGAAACCUCACCUCUGCUCCCACUGCGGGAAGCGAUUCCGCCAACAGUCAGGCUUGAAAACCCACGAGAGGAUUCACACGGGAGAGAAACCUUUCCAGUGCUCCCACUGUGGGAAGAUGUUCGGCCACAGGGCCACGUUUAAAGCACACCAGCGGACUCACACUGGAGAGAAGCCUUACCAAUGCUCCCAGUGCAGGAGGAGUUUCUCCCAAAUGGGUCACCUGAAAGUACACCAACAGACGCAUGCUAAAGUGAGGUCCCACCUCUGCCCGCAGUGCGGUAAGGGCUACUAUUCUCUAGACAUCUAUAAUGCACACAUGCGAACACACAAUGGGGAGAAGAGUCACCAUUGCUCCGACUGUCCCAAGAACUUCCUCACCCUGACCCAGCUCAAAACACACCAGCGGACACACACAGGAGAGAAACCGUACGUCUGCGACCAGUGUGGGAAGAGCUUCGCCGAAUCGGGAAGCCUGACUCUACACCAGCGCUCGCACACCGGCGAGAAACCUUACCACUGCUCUGAGUGCGGGAAGAGCUUUGCUCGCUCUGGGGCACUGAAGAAGCACCAGCUUACACACACUGGGGAGAAGCCUUACAGCUGUGAUCAGUGUGGGAAGAGGUUUCCCAGGACAGAUACUCUGGCUACACACAUGAGAACACAUACAGGAGAGAAGCCCUAUAGGUGUGAUCUAUGUGGUGAGAGGUUCUCCUAUCACAGGUGCCUGGUGAAACACAUGAAAACACAUGUAGGAGAUUCACCAGCCCUCGAGCGACCAAUCAUGCUAGGCCUAGGGGUUGAAUUACCUAUCCAUCAACCAAUCACACCAGGCCUAGGGUAAAAUGGAAAUGUCUUACAGAUUUAAAUGUGAACAGCAUGGUAGCAAUUGAAAGGAAACUUAGAAAAUGAUUAGACUAAAGUUGAGGACACAACAAUUCACCUGACACAAGACUGAAUCCAAGCAUUACACUGUUGAUUUUCUGUGCAUUUUACAUUUACUGUACUUUU
This is a messenger RNA of Coregonus clupeaformis (lake whitefish), 2357 nucleotides long. RefSeq names its product zinc finger protein 883. The transcript is spliced from 4 exons. The record is from RefSeq and is a predicted model, not a curated record. Lineage: Eukaryota; Metazoa; Chordata; Actinopteri; Salmoniformes; Salmonidae. The coding region runs from base 241 to 2190 and encodes 649 amino acids. Gene Ontology annotation, biological process: regulation of immune system process; regulation of cytokine production; negative regulation of transcription by RNA polymerase II.